This is a messenger RNA of Dama dama (fallow deer), 1640 nucleotides long. It is a transcript of the gene PSMC3IP, whose product is annotated as PSMC3 interacting protein. Gene Ontology annotation, biological process: meiotic joint molecule formation; homologous chromosome pairing at meiosis; meiotic strand invasion involved in reciprocal meiotic recombination. The coding region runs from base 95 to 1027 and encodes 310 amino acids. The record is from RefSeq and is a predicted model, not a curated record. The transcript has 8 exons. Gene Ontology annotation, molecular function: double-stranded DNA binding; recombinase activator activity. NCBI's taxonomy places the organism in Eukaryota, Metazoa, Chordata, Mammalia, Artiodactyla, Cervidae. Gene Ontology annotation, cellular component: DNA recombinase auxiliary factor complex; condensed nuclear chromosome.
UGAUGCCGAGAUUCCUUUCCAUUCAAAUAUUCAGCCCAGCUCAAGGUCACGAGUGCUCAGCGGCCGCUGGAACUAGGUCCCGAGACUACAAGGCAUGAUUCCCGACAGCCCUGGUUCCGAGAGGAGGAAGGGAGAGGUUCGAAGCGUACACCCCACCUCUCCGGCAGAGGGCCUGGCCGCUGGGGCGGGAGCCGGCUCCCUAGAGCAGGCCGAGCUGAACUACGGUGCCCGGGAAGGGCCGCUCCGCUCCGCUCCUCGCGGAGGCCGCCCCCUGCCAAUCACACUUGAGGCCCGCCCUGCCCUUUGCCGGAAGGAGCCGUUACCCCGAGCAACUACAACGUCCGGUUUUCGGAGUUUGGCGGCGGGAAAAGCCAUGAGUAAAGGCCGGUCAGAAGCUGUCCCGGGAGCCUCCGGGAUCCUGCUGAAGUACCUACAGGAGCAGAACCGGCCCUACAGUGCCCAGGACGUGUUCGGGAACCUGCAGCGGGAACAUGGGCUGGGCAAGACGGCGGUGGUGAAGGCGCUGGAGCAGCUGGCCCAACAAGGCAAAAUCAAAGAGAAGAUGUAUGGCAAGCAGAAGAUAUACUUUGCGGACCAGGACCAGUUUGAUGCGGUCAGUGAUGCUGACCUCCAAGGCCUGGAUGCCAGAAUCUUGGCUCUCACUGCUAAGGUGCAGAGCUUGCAGCAGAGCUGCCGCCACAUGGAGGCUGAGCUGAAGGAGUUAACUAGUGCCCUGACCACACCGGAGAUGCAGAAAGAGAUCCAGGAGCUAAAGAAGGAAUGUGCUGGCUAUAGAGAAAGACUGAAGAACAUCAAAGAGGCCACCAACCAUGUGACUCCAGAAGAGAAAGAGCAGGUGUACAAGGAGAGGCAGAGGUACCACAAGGAGUGGAGGAAGCGCAAGAGGAUGGCAACAGAGCUGUCUGAUGCCAUCCUUGAAGGAUACCCCAAGAGCAAGAAGCAGUUCUUUGAGGAAGUUGGGAUAGAGACUGAUGAAGAUCACAAUGUCAAGCUCCCAGAUCCCUGAGAGGCUCCCCCGGCAGGACUGGGAACAGACGUCCUGGACUGGCUGCCGUGUUUAGGUCAGCUCUUUUGUUCCUGGUGCUGUCCACCUUUGAGCACACACCAGAGUACUGGGUGGAGGGAGGGAGCACAGGUGGCCCAGAGAGGAUGGGCACGCUCAUUUCAUCAGCCACAUGUCGACUGCUUAAACUCAACACUUAGAUGUGGAACAGCGCUAAAGGACAGCAUUUGGCAAUAUUUAUUGUAAUAUCAUUUGAUAUAAAAAUAUUUCAUUUCCUCUGGAUAAUCACACCUCCCAAAUAUCAAACCUGAGGAAGGCAAAAGGGAGCUUGGGGAACAAGGGCAGAGAGAGGCUGCCAUACACAGCAUUCAAGAAGCCCAGGGCCUUACCCAGGAUUCUCCUGGGCUCUACAAGUCAGAAGGCCUUUAAAGAAUCUCCUCUACCCACCUUCACCCCACCCCAAGUCCUGGGAGAAAUGUAGGAAGCACUGAGAUGGUAGAGAGCCAGAUACACUUGACAGAAAGGUUACAAGUAGUCUGGAGGCCAGUUAAUUCUCCAAAAUUGUAACUUUAGCAAAACUGCAUUAUUUAGAAAAAUUAAACACUUUGAAUAUGUA